UGUUUGUUUUGAUUUGGGGCUUUUCAUUUCUAUUACAAUUAUUUUUUUUUUCUCCGCUGAGCAGCGGCGGCAGCAGCAAUAUGGCUGGUGAUGGGUUUUUUGGGGGGCGCUGGCGGCGGGAGGAGCUCUCGGAAGCCCCUGCGCGCCCGGCUCGCUGUUAGCUAUGGCAAAUGGCAGCGGCGGCGGCUCCUACCCGGGCGGCAGCGGCGGCGGCGGCAUUAGAAUGAGUAACAAUAUCAACGCCAACAAUCUCAACACAGACUCGUCCUCCUCCCCCGUCAAUGUGCCCAAGAUGGAUGCGCUCAUCAUCCCGGUGACCAUGGAGGUGCCCUGUGAUAGCCGCGGACAGCGCAUGUGGUGGGCUUUCCUCGCCUCAUCCAUGGUCACUUUCUUUGGGGGACUGUUUAUCAUCCUGCUCUGGAGGACCCUCAAGUACCUGUGGACUGUCUGCUGCCACUGCGGGGUCAAAAACAAGGAGGCCCAGAAGAUCAAUGGUGGUGGAGAUACACAGGCAGAUGGGGCCUGCAAACCAACAGAUGAAAAAGAGGAGAAUGUGGCAGCAGAAGUGGGAUGGAUGACCUCCGUGAAGGAUUGGGCAGGAGUCAUGAUAUCUGCCCAGACAUUAACUGGCAGAGUACUUGUUGUCUUAGUCUUCGCUCUUAGUAUUGGUGCUCUUGUAAUAUACUUCAUAGAUUCAUCAAAGAGCCGUACAGCAGACUCAUUGAUUCCAAUAGAAUCCUGCCAGAAUUUCUACAAAGAUUUCACAUUACAGAUCGACAUGGCUUUCAAUGUGUUCUUCCUACUCUACUUCGGCUUGCGUUUCAUAGCAGCCAAUGACAAGCUAUGGUUUUGGCUAGAAGUUAACUCAGUAGUAGAUUUCUUCACAGUCCCUCCAGUGUUUGUGUCAGUAUAUUUGAACAGAAGUUGGCUUGGUUUAAGAUUUUUAAGAGCCCUUAGACUGAUACAGUUUUCAGAAAUUUUGCAGUUUCUGAAUAUCCUUAAAACAAGUAAUUCCAUCAAGCUAGUGAAUCUGUGCUCUAUAUUUAUCAGCACGUGGCUGACAGCAGCUGGGUUCAUACAUUUGGUGGAGAACUCAGGGGAUCCAUGGGAAAAUUUCCAAAAUAAUCAGCCGCUAACAUAUUGGGAAUGUGUUUACUUACUGAUGGUUACAAUGUCCACUGUUGGCUAUGGAGAUGUUUAUGCAAAAACAACUCUUGGUCGCCUUUUUAUGGUCUUCUUCAUCCUUGGGGGAUUGGCCAUGUUUGCCAGCUACGUCCCUGAAAUCAUAGAGUUAAUAGGAAACCGCAAGAAAUAUGGUGGUUCCUAUAGUGCGGUUAGUGGAAGAAAGCACAUAGUUGUCUGUGGUCACAUAACACUUGAAAGCGUGUCCAACUUCCUGAAGGACUUCCUGCACAAGGAUAGGGAUGAUGUCAACGUAGAAAUCGUCUUUCUGCAUAAUAUCUCCCCUAACCUUGAGCUGGAAGCUCUUUUUAAACGACACUUCACUCAGGUGGAAUUUUAUCAGGGUUCAGUCCUUAAUCCCCAUGACCUGGCAAGAGUGAAGAUAGAGUCAGCAGAUGCGUGCCUAAUCCUUGCCAAUAAAUACUGCGCUGACCCAGAUGCUGAAGAUGCCUCCAAUAUUAUGAGAGUAAUUUCAAUAAAGAAUUAUCAUCCGAAGAUAAGAAUUAUCACUCAGAUGUUGCAGUAUCACAAUAAGGCCCAUCUGCUAAAUAUCCCAAGCUGGAACUGGAAAGAAGGGGAUGAUGCAAUCUGUCUUGCUGAGCUUAAGCUUGGUUUCAUAGCCCAGAGCUGCCUGGCACCAGGCCUUUCAACUAUGCUAGCCAACCUCUUCUCUAUGAGGUCAUUCAUAAAGAUUGAGGAGGAUACAUGGCAGAAAUACUACCUGGAAGGAGUCGCAAAUGAAAUGUAUACAGAAUAUCUGUCUAGUGCCUUUGUAGGUUUGUCCUUCCCUGCAGUGUGUGAGCUGGUGUUUGCGAAACUAAAGCUGUUAAUGAUAGCCAUAGAAUACAAGUCGGAAAAACGAGAAAGCAGAAGCCGAAAGCGUAUAUUAAUCAAUCCUGGAAACCACGUCAAGAUUCAAGAAGGUACUUUAGGAUUCUUCAUUGCAAGUGAUGCCAAAGAAGUAAAAAGGGCAUUUUUUUAUUGCAAGGCCUGUCAUGAUGACAUCACAGAUCCCAAAAGGAUAAAAAAAUGUGGCUGCAAACGGCAAGUAAAGAAUGCAGCUAGAUCAAGUUACCCAAAAUGUUCAUAUCAAUUCAAGAAUGCAACUGCUAAUGCAUUGGUUGGUGCCAAGUCCACUGAAGGAGUCAUGGAACCUGUUCCACUUGUUAAUAACCGUAAAGGGAGCCUCAUCCUACCCAACAACUUAUUGAGUUCUGUUGAACAAGGAAAAUCUACAUACUGUAGAUUGCAAAGGGCACUCAGCUUGCCUGUAAAAUACCGCUACCACUCCCAAAAGCCUGGGUUGAACCAAGAUCUCCUUGAAGAUGAGCAGCCGUCAACACUAUCACCCAAAAAAAAGCAGCGAAAUGGAGGCAUGCGAAAUUCACCCAACUCCUCACCCAAACUGAUGAGGCAUGACCCCUUGUUAAUUCCUGGCAAUGAGCAGAUUGACAACAUGGAUGCCAAUGUGAAAAAAUAUGACUCUACAGGGAUGUUUCAUUGGUGUCCAGCCAAGGACAUUGAAAAGGUCAUUUUGACUCGAAGUGAAGCAGCGAUGACAGUUUUAAGUGGGCAUGUAGUCGUUUGCAUAUUUGGGGAUGUUAAGUCCGCUUUGAUUGGAUUAAGAAAUUUAGUGAUGCCAUUACGAGCCAGCAACUUUCACUACCAUGAACUCAAGCAUAUUGUGUUUGUGGGUUCACUUGAAUACCUGAGAAGGGAAUGGGAAACACUGCAUAACUUCCCCAAGGUUUCAAUCUUGCCUGGUACGCCAUUAAGUCGGGCUGAUUUAAGGGCUGUCAACAUCAACCUCUGCGACAUGUGCGUUAUCCUGUCAGCCAAUCAGAAUAAUAUUGAUGAUGCUUCGCUGCAGGACAAGGAAUGCAUCUUGGCGUCACUCAACAUCAAAUCUAUGCAGUUUGAUGACAGCAUUGGGGUCUUGCAGGCUAAUUCCCAAGGCUUUACACCCCCUGGGAUGGAUAGGUCAUCUCCAGACAACAGUCCAGUCCAUGGCCUUUUACGUCAACCCUCCAUUACAACAGGAGCCAACAUCCCUAUUAUAACAGAGCUAGCUAAGCCUGGCAAACUUCUGCCUUUGGUUUCAAUCAGUCAGGAAAAAAACAGUGGAACCCACAUUCUAAUGAUAACUGAACUGGUAAAUGAUUCAAAUGUUCAGUUCUUGGACCAAGAUGAUGAUGAUGAUCCAGACACAGAACUGUAUCUCACGCAGCCAUUUGCAUGUGGAACCGCAUUUGCUGUCAGUGUGUUGGACUCUCUCAUGAGCGCAACAUACUUCAAUGACAAUAUCCUCACACUGAUACGGACAUUGGUAACAGGAGGAGCCACACCAGAGCUGGAAGCACUGAUUGCUGAGGAAAAUGCAUUGAGAGGAGGUUACAGCACGCCCCAGACACUUGCAAACAGGGACAGGUGUCGAGUUGCUCAGUUGGCUUUGUAUGAUGGGCCGUUUGCAGACCUAGGGGAUGGAGGUUGUUAUGGAGAUCUAUUUUGUAAAGCAUUGAAAACAUACAAUAUGCUUUGCUUUGGAAUUUAUCGAUUAAGGGAUGCACAUCUAAGCACUCCCAGCCAAUGCACUAAACGUUACGUUAUCACAAACCCGCCAUAUGAAUUUGAGCUUGUGCCGACAGACUUGAUCUUCUGUUUGAUGCAAUUUGACCACAAUGCUGGCCAGUCUCGGGCCAGUCUUUCUCAUUCCUCCCAUUCCUCCUAUUCUUCCAGCAAGAAGAGCUCAUCAGUUCACUCCAUCCCAUCAACAGCAAACCGACCGAAUCGCACCAAGACCAGGGACUCACGGGAAAAACAGAAUGCAACAAGGAUGAAUAGAAUGGGCCAAGCAGAAAAGAAAUGGUUUACAGAUGAGCCGGAUAAUGCCUAUCCCAGAAACAUUCAAAUCAAGCCCAUGAGCACUCACAUGGCCAAUCAGAUCAAUCAAUAUAAAUCGACAAGCAGCUUGAUACCACCAAUCAGAGAAGUUGAAGAUGAAUGUUGACUCCUUCGAGGACAGAACUAUUUUUUUAAAGCCUGACAAACUUCAUGAAUGGUGAUGUGACAUUUAUUCCUCUUACAUGCUGAAUAACUGAUGGAGAAGAAGGGCAAGCUUAACGGGAAAAUAAAAAGUAGACAGAUGAUUGUUUGUCUGCCUUUAAUAUUGCUUCCACGUAUUUUGGAAACUAUUUCAUUUAUAAAUGAACAUAAUCAAAACUAGUCAUGUAUAGCCUCUAGCAUUUUAAAUUAUUUUUAUUUAUUAGAAAAAAUAUAUUUUUCUUUUUUUUCAUCGUCAAGUAUAUUCCCUUAUAAAAACCUGCAUAUGUGGCCAGACUCCUAAGAAUUCAAAAAAAAACAAACCUCAAUCUUUGGCUUAAAGGAGAAUGAUGGCCACAGUUAUAAGGACAUGUAAUUAAGGGAGACAAAUGAUAUAUUUACAAGAAGAAAAAAAAAAGGUCCAACUUGUAUUUUAGUAAAUCAAAAAAAAAAAAAAAAAGAAAAAAAAAGAAAAACCAGUUCACCAAAAUGUUUCUUUACUGGAGGAUGUGUAUUUUGUUCAGCAUUGACACCAGCUCUUAAUAAACUGAACUUAUUUAUUUUCAAAGUUGAAAGUCAUAUUUUUGUACAUGUAACAUUCUGAAAUAUUCUUUGUUUCAUUAUCAUGUACAGCUCUUAAUUGCCAGUUAUGUUAAGGUUCAAUAACCCCACACAGACACACUGUGCCCCGCUCCCACACUACAUGUCCACAUACACAGACAGAAACCCAGCAUCCUCAGUAACUUCCUGCAACACAAGCUUAGUAAAAAUCACUACUCUAAACUGAGUGCCAUAUAGAUCAUGUGUUCAUAGGCAGCACUUUCUAUAAAUGGCAAAUCUGGCAAUUCCACUCCACUUCCCAUUAGCCAGCAGCAGCUGCUAAUUUCCAGAAGUCAGGCUUGGCAUUUCCUCUUCUUUUGCCAUGCAUUACAGUGCUUUAAACCAGAGUGUAUAAAUAGCACAUGAAAUCAUAAGUUAUAAACCUUCACAUCUACUAUCUUUUGCUGCUUGCUUACUUCAGAAGUGCAGCUGGCCUUGCAUAGAUUAUGAUUAUUUAAUUGGUUCAGAUUCUUCCUGAUAUGUAUAAAUGUUUAUCUACAGAUCUUUGCACUUUGGUGAUAGCUCAUACCUUGGUAAAAGGCACACUGAAUCUCCUUUUGGUGAGUUCAGCUGAAGAUUAAAAAUUGGUUUAGCCUCAGCUCUCUAAUGUCACAACAUGCUGUUCCCAGUUAAUUCCUGAACCAAGUAACUUCUUAUUUUAGAAUUUGUGUUUGUUUUUUUUAUUUUUUUUUUUUCCUUUGCUGGGACACCACACAUAAAGUAAAGUACAGUAAUAACCAAAUCAAAAUAAAGUUAAUGAAUGUAUUUAUUAUGAUAACCUACAAAAGGCCUUUGAUGGGUGCCUUUUGUGUCAGCAGUUUCACAAAGUUGUCAACAAGCUUUAUAGCCAUCAGACAAAAAUAUGAUGUUUCAUAUCUGUGCUGCAGUAUCUAUCCACCCAAGCAUUUGCUGUUUUAAAUGAUUUAGUAACUCUCUCUGUCUCAAAUUAGCAACAUCUAACACAGUUGUGUGACCAAAAAACACCCCAAGCCAACACAAAAAAAUAAAAAAAAGGCUGUGAUAAUAAGGAUUAAACCAAAACCACAGUCAUCAGGAAAGAGAUUUUCAUUGUGCAAGGUAACUUUAGGCUUUGUAAUUUUGCAGAAUUGUUAAACACCACAAUAAAACAUAUUAUCAUUAGAGAAAUAUCGGUGAAUCAAACAAAUGCAGAGCAGAUCAAUUUAUUGUGAAAACAAUGAUGUCCACUAUAUAAUCCAACAUUUAGGCUAAACUAUCUCAGCUUUAAUGUUUGUCCACUGGCUGCAGUACAAAUAUAACCAUACUAACAAACACCUAAUAGACUUUUUAUUCUGGAGUGACUUCUUGGACUGUGACUACUUUGUUGUUAUAUUUUGUAGAAUAGCUAUUUAAAGACAAUACAAGAAUUGUUAAUACACUAGCUGUAAAAUUGGAUUGUUUAAAAUAUUUCACUCUCCUUCAAAGUAACAAAAUAAUUUAAGCAGGUUUUGAUUAUUAGUUAGACCACGUUUAACCCAUUUCACAGUCCUCAAAAUAGAAGAUUAUUCUGGUCAGUUCUUCCGAUCUAUGCUGCUUCAGCUACUGACACAUUAUAAUCUACAUCCAGAUUCUGUGUUGGGUCAUGUUAAGCCUUUAUUUUGAAGUCAGUGCUCCUUUUUCAUUUAUGAACUGCAUUCAUCUUAUAACCGGAGUGAAAAAAGCUGGUUCUGAGUACAGGAGAAUGUUUGAACUUCUUUGUGUUCAACUUCACCAAGCACAUGUGACUUUUUUUUAAUUUUUUUUUUCUUAGAAGACUAGUCUUUUGCUGUAGGGACAUACAUAAAACAUUAUAUCUUAUAGUUUCUCAUAUACGGUGCCAUUUCUGAGUGUCCUUCUUUCAAAAGGGAGCAUUCACUGGAUAAAACAUACUAAUGAAGCAAAUACAACACCCCUAACUUAGCUAAGGUUUGUGCGUGUCUCUGUCCAGUUUAACUGUCACACUCAAAAAUAUCACGCUGCCAACUGUACUUAAAUAUACUCAUGUUUUUUUAAAAUACACUUAUGCUUUCUCCCAGCACAGAUGGUUCUGUAUGUAAUGACAGACAGAACACCACCUGUAGAGAGCAUGCAAGGCAGAGAGAAACUGGUACAGUUUGCAUUUCCCAUUUCUAGAAAAGCUAAGAGCAAUCAAUAAUCUUUUCUCACUCCUCUUUCUGAUGAUCAAAGACAGAGGACUGACUUCUGGCAAUUAGGUGGAGGAUCAUGGAGAAAACCUGUUGGAGAUCUUUGAUGUUUAGCCAUUAAAGACUAAAAUAGGGCCAGCACCAGUAUCUGGGUUUUGGGUAUAUGGAGUUACACCAGGGCAAGUAGCUGGGAAAGUGGCCUAAGCAACAGCUGGCAGACCAUGUGACAACUGAUGUAGAAUAACUUUUUGAUAUUUAUUGAUAAUUCUUAUUCCUUUCUCAAAAAACAAUGGGGGUGGGAAUUUCAGCUUUUUUGUUAAUUGUAUACACAAUUAUUACAGGCUAAACAGUUAUUUUUAUUAGCAACUCAUGCACUGGAUAAAAUGUUUGCCUGUAUUUGCAUAUAGGCAUGUCUACACAUACACACAUAGACGUAUGUGUGGAUAUAAACAUGCUUAUAUAAGUGUUUGUGGGGUUUAUGUAUUUGAUAGAGACAUCAUGAGAAGGUGGUCAUUAUUUUUAUUGGGGUGGGGGGUGGGUGAAGAAAGACACAAAGAAAAAGAAAAUGUAUGACUGACUUACAGGAGAGCACAGGGAGGAAUUGCACCUACUGUUUCCUCCUGGCUUGACCAAAAAGCAGCCAUUCCUGUUAGCUACAUUAGUGUUGCAUUGAGAAUACUCUACAGAACCUUUUCUUACUGCUGAAGUAGGUGUGUGUUCCUGGCCCCCACCUCACACCCAUGAACCUGCUCCCACACUGCCAGAAAGCCCGCUGCCUCUCUGUCUCAUGGCUAUUAUUUUAAUUUGUUUCCUGAAGCCCAUGAGCACUAAGAUGAAAGGACAAAACUGUCCUCCAAUGGGAUGUUGUUUGCUUGGCAAGUGUCCAAUACAGCAAAAGUUAAGGUGGAAAGAAAAUAAGAUAUUCAGAGUCUAAAUGCAAUUUUUGAGGCCUCAAUGUGACUGUCUUACUAUGGAUUCUAAGAUGUUACAUAUAUAAUACAUUUAUUUAAUGGGGAAAAAAAAAAAGAGAUAUGCAAACAUUUCCUUGUGCUUUGCAAACACUUUCUAAAACUGUCACCUCCAUUUUAACAGCUCCCCUUCUUUUAAAUCAGCAGGAAGCAUAUGUGGUGGGAAGUAAAAAUCCCUUCAUCUAGCGUACAAUCAAUUAUACAGUGUUAUAGGUUCAUGGACAACAUUGCUAUUCUACCUGUAACUCAAAGGAACCUUGUAAGCUCUACUUGCCCAAAAGCCAGGAACAUACAUAGGGAUAGAGAAAGCAGGGAGGGUGAGAGUGACAUGACACAGCCAAAUCCCCAUGCAAAUGUAAGCACGUAGCUGUUUCCAGUUCAUCUUUGGUGGGAAAGGCAGUGCUGCUUCACCAGGGUGAAGGCCAUGAGGUUCAGGAUAAUUAGGAUCCCAGGUGGCCUUAUUAAGCCGCAUAGGUGUCUUGAAAGAGACGAUAAGUCUUCAGCAUCUUACAGGCUGUACAGGAAGUCAGGUUUAGCCAUACUAAAGAUAUUUUGUUCUCCUACUUUUGAAUUCUAUAGAAAAUGACCACUCAAUGACUCAGGCAGCAUGGGUUUGAAAAGACUUAACUGGACUCAGCCAAAUGUGGAAAGGGGGAAAAAUAGUUUGCAUACAAUGUCCAGGAAACACUACAAAAAUUUUGUCUAUAGCCUUUUAUUAUAGAUUGUUUGGUGGUGGCGGGCAAAGUUGUUAAUUUGUUGGAAGUUUUGGCCAGUGUAAGGAAGAUAUGCAUUUCUUGACCUCUUAGAGUAGAAGGAGAAUGUGUACUAGUGUAUUCUCAUUCACAGAGGACUGGAUUUGUUGGGAUUUCUGUGUGCGUAAAGUACAUCUAACACCUACUGCAAUAACUGGAUGCAUAAACUAAUGCAUGACAAUAAAAGCAAUAAUUUACAAAUGGGCAAUUAUGCAUCUUUCCACUGCUUGGUCACUCACUGGUGAAUUCAUAAACAUGUUAGCAACUGCCUUCUUCUAGCUGGUUCACAUGGGCUCAAAGUUAAGCACAGAGUAGGAGCUUAAAUGGUUUUAUCAAGAAGCAGAUUUGUAAAGACUUCUAGAUCACAAUGCAUUUGAAAUGAACACAUAUUGAGGUCAGGGUGUUUGUGAGUGUUAGGUAUUUUGUUUGCGAAUUUCUUUGGCACCGAAAGAAGUGUGUGUCUCACCUUUCGUUUCUAGUUUUAACUGAGCUUAAACAAAAUACACAAGUGUGUGAAAGGUGAUGAACAAGGCAAAGUAAAAACAGAAAUCCUUUCUCUGUUACAGUGGAUUGGCCUGGGAAUAUAUGUCAAAAAGUCAAUGGCAGAUGCACAGAAAAAUUCAGGAUAAAGUUCUUUGAAUUCCUUCUUUUGUUUUCCUCUCCCUGCCAUCUGAACCACCAAUAUCCCCAAAAUAUGAAGAAGCACCUUUUGAAUUCUAACUUCUUUUUCUUUUUUUUUUUUUUUUUUAAUUCUAAGGGUGUUUGAAAACUCCUAGUCUUAGGAGAUAUAGUUUUUGUGGUUUGUUUUGGUUUGAGGAUUUUUUGUUUGGUUUUUUUUUUUUCAAUUUGUUAUAUAUACACAGCAGUUUUCCUAAUAUUCAGUUAGCAAGCACAAUAUUCAUAGUACUUUUGUAUUAAGCAAUACUAGUAGGUGUGGGUAUGGCCCCCUUCUGAAAUAAUCGAAUGGAGCAGCUGUUCAGCUGUGGCCACUACCAUGGAUGGUACGUAGGCUUACAGUACUGACAAUUCUGCCCCAGCAUUUAUCAAAGCUAUAUUUAUAUAAGUAAUAUAUCUAUUCUGCACAGAUAUUCACUGAGAUAGAACAUGCAGCCACUUUGAAACUGUAUAGUCUAUAAUGUGCAGUAGUCUCUAUAACCAAGUAAAUUCCACUGAAGUUAAUAGAUAGGACUGCUGGUCUAAUGUAUCUGAUUUAUAUAAUGGUGUACAACUGUUAACUGUCAAAAUGAGAAGGGGUAAGGGGAAAGAAGAAAAUAUAAAAUAAAUUUUUAGUACUUUGGGUCCAAUUUAGAAUGAUAUCUAACUUAAGGCGCUAAACAUGGUAAUGCUGCAUCUAAUUAGAACCUUAGUGAGGUUGAGAGAAAGCUUUUUACUGCUUCAGUCAAUGCACUUUAGAGGCAAUCUUUGUAACUUAAGAAAAAAUAUUAAACACAACAUAUACGCAUUUUAAUACAUGUAAUACAAAACAGAUAUUUCAGAAACCAAAAAUCUGGCAUAUGAGCACUUUGUUGACUGGACAAUAACUAACAGGAACCACAUGAAAAUGUCAUCAGGACUUAUCUUAAAUUUUCCUUAAGUAGCAGUUAAAAAACGCUGCUUCUGCCAUGGUACAGCUUGGGAGACACAUGCUUAGCCAGUGUAAAUAAUCUAACCUCUGUCCAAAAAAAGAAAGUUGAAAUAACUUUAACUUUUGAAUUUCUGUAGAGUUCAAGCCUGAUAGUUUUUUUUUUCCUGCCUUCAGGGAAAAAACUACACACACACAAACAGGUAUAUACAACAUAUUUUGAUGCCUACAUGUGUCUAUUUAGUUAUAAUUUUGGAGUGUCAAAAGGGUGGGUACACUGAGAACCAGCUAUCCAUCUUAACUUAUAAGUUCAUCAAGAAAAAGGAGUAUGACUUCAUCAUUUUACUUUUACUAUUAUGGGUUGGUGAGAGAGAACAACUGCUGGUGCUCAGAAAUGAUCUACCUGACUUUGUCAUAUGUAAUAUCCAGUGAUAAAUAUAUUGUCCUGUAAAAAGGGUUUGUACAUAACUUGUACAUGGUUUCAUUUUGUAUUUUUCUCAGAUUAAAAUUUAUGUAUUUGUGUUCUAAAAGAA
Molecule: messenger RNA, 10797 nt
Organism: Pezoporus flaviventris
Lineage: Eukaryota; Metazoa; Chordata; Aves; Psittaciformes; Psittacidae
Gene: KCNMA1
Product: potassium calcium-activated channel subfamily M alpha 1
Exons: 33
Coding region: 164-4189 (1341 amino acids)
Biological process (GO): transmembrane transport; potassium ion transport
Cellular component (GO): postsynaptic membrane
Molecular function (GO): large conductance calcium-activated potassium channel activity
Source: RefSeq, a predicted model, not a curated record